Lottia gigantea (owl limpet) is the source of this 1218-nucleotide messenger RNA. RefSeq lists its product as hypothetical. NCBI's taxonomy places the organism in Eukaryota, Metazoa, Mollusca, Gastropoda, Lottiidae. The record is from RefSeq and is a predicted model, not a curated record. Bases 1 to 1218 code for a protein of 405 amino acids. The transcript has 6 exons.
AUGGAAAAGUCAGUUAUAAGUGAAACAUUAAAGAAAUGCAAGGAAGAGACUCUGUGGGGAAUGUUUAUAGCUGAUGCUGUGGCUAUGCCUGUUCACUGGUAUUAUAACACUGAUGAUAUUAAAAAUGGUUACAGGGGCUGGUUAACCGGUUACAAUGCACCUAAUAACCAACAUCCUACUAGUAUCCUAAACAUAUCUAAUUCAGGAGGAAGUGGUAGAGCUAUUUGGGGUAAAAAGUCAGAAGAAGUAAUAGGAAAUGUCAUAUUACAUGAUAAAUUAAAAUAUUGGACUAGUAAAGAUAGAAAAAUCCACUACCAUCAAGGAAUGAGUGCAGGAGAUAAUACUUUAAAUCCAACAAUGGCUUUACAGAUAUUAAAAACCAUGAAUAGAGUUGACCAGUACGUCACUAAACCUGAUAGUGAUGUAAGAGAGGCAGUUAUGGAAGAUUAUGUAAGAUUUAUGACAACUCCUAAUUCUCAUAAUGACACUUAUUGUGAAUCAUUUCACAGAUCAUUCUUUAAAGACUGGAUUUCUACAGAUAAACAUCCGAAAACUGGACAGGAAAUUGUUGGUUUUGCUGAAGACAGAUUGAAGACUUACUCUAAACAUCAUGAAGAUCAUCAGCUUUUAGCUAUUGGUGCCUUAAUUCCUGCAAUACCUUGGGUUGUUAGAACUGUUCAUCUGUCAGAAAAGGAAUGUGCCAAAUCAGCAGUGGAAUUCUUAAAACUAACUCAUCCUGUACCAUCCUUAUAUCCUCUGGUAGAAAUUUACAGCCGUUUAUUACACAGUGUUAUGAAUGGUAAAGAUUUAAGAACACAGAUUUUAAAAGUUGCAGACGAUCCAUUAUUUGGAGGCGCCAGAUUCAAAAAACAGUUACUGGCCUAUUCAGAGUUGGCUCAAACGAAAAUUGCAGGAUCUGAAGCAAGACUGGAAGUAUAUCAAAAAGCAAUUUCAAACCUUGGAAUGGCAUGUUACAUUGAUGGUGCUAUGAAAUCUAUGUUAUUUUUAGCUUAUGAGUUUCAUGAUGAUUUUGAAGGUGGUAUUUUAGCAAAUGCUAAUUGUGGAGGUGAAAAUUGUCACCGUGGUGGAGCUCUUGGUGCAUUGUUAGGAGCUGCUAGUAUUUAUACUAAUAUAUCCAUACCAGAACAGUGGAAAGAAGAACUAGGAGUCAAUAAAUCACCUUUAAAGUCUGCUAUAGCUGUAAUGAAUGAGGCUUAA